Molecule: messenger RNA, 2027 nt
Organism: Verticillium alfalfae VaMs.102
Lineage: Eukaryota; Fungi; Ascomycota; Sordariomycetes; Glomerellales; Plectosphaerellaceae
Exons: 6
Coding region: 453-2027 (524 amino acids)
Source: RefSeq, a predicted model, not a curated record
CAACUUCUGUCAGCACUCUUCUUUACGGAACCGCGGCCACAAAGUCCACAGGAGCGGUCUGAUAAUUAACUGACAGCUCGCCAUCCUUCUGACGCAGCUCUUUCUUUCUAUCUUCUGCACACGCUUGUCAUCGGACUACAUAGUAACGCGAACUUCAUUAACGCAGUACUUGCGACAGCAGCUCGUUCUCACACAAGCCGUAUUCCGCCUAACUUGAGCACCUGGUGUCACAUCGGCUUCUGAUUCACACCGCCGGGCCUCAACCGACAUCCGACUGCAGCGGGAGCGCAUCAUACGUCGUAUCCAAGUCGCCUCUGGCUCAGCUCCGCCAACAGAUACGACAGAGUGCACACUUGCUCCGCUUGCUGUUCCUUAAAAGGCAGAUCGAACAACGACCCUCUCGUUACAGAGUGACCCGGAGCGGAGUCGCCUGAACUUACUUCGCUGUCAUCAUGGUCAAUGUGCGGGGUGACUGGUCAAGAGAGGCCUUCCCCCGACAUCAGCCACAAUGGCACCAGCACCAAGACCGGAGUGUUGAGACGACAUAUGAUGAAGGGCGUUAUCACGAACUAAAUGAUGCGCGUCGGCCACCUCUUGACAUUGAGAAGGCUCUGCGAGAACACUGCAACAUUCCUGCGCGGCACUACUUUGUGGCUGCCAUACUCGACGAUGGUUCCACGCAAACAUUCUCUGGCCCAGGUCGAAACCACCCAAGCUCUGCCAGUUCAUUCUUCGACAUGGAUCGUUUUCGACAGCAAGUGAGGAGAGCAGACGCGGGCGCCAUUGGCCCCAUGCACGAUGAUCCUGAACUGAGCUAUGCCAGUGAACAGUACAGGCAACAAGCGCCAUUAGGAUAUGGAUCCAGCGCAGCAGAGAGACGUCGACAGGGCAGCGAGGUAUUCGGUUCUGACGAUUUUUCUCAACCGCGAAAGAGGGCUAGGGCGUACCGGAGACCCAUCGAUGACGAUAGCGACAUCCCGUCUGUGACGAUGGGCCCUGUGACAAAGGGGCUGAAAAUAGGCGACACCGAUGAGGUGAGGAAGUUCUACGAUCAGCGAUUCAGGAACUGCCAACAGACAGCCUUAGAGCCCAACGAAAAACAGCACCCAUCUAUUCAGAAGAUGAAUCUUACGGUCGAAAAACUCAAGGAAGCGACAGAGGAAGCCUUGUCCAUGUUUUUCUCUGCCAAGGAGAAUCAGAAGAACGCCAAGAAGAAGCCGUAUCUGGAUGAGAUUUUUAAGGUUGCGCUCAGCGAACAGCGGUUCAAGCAUGGAGAGAUAGAUGCGGAUACACAGGUCUUCGUCAUGGCCGAAGAGCGAUUUCCAGGGGCUGGCAUGUCGGAACACGAUGACAGUGCUCCCGUCAAGGAUGAGUGCGAACCUCAGUCGGCUUCCAGCACGUCGCCUUCCAAAUCCACUGCGACCCAUGACACCCUUAUGCACGGUUCAAGUCACGACCACAGCCCUGCCGGGGGGCUUCAGGGCAGCUCGUACAUGGAUGGUCUGCCUCCUCGCGGAGGUGCACCGUAUACGCAGCAGCUGCUUCAGCCCAGCAUGCACGCGGACCAGCACUUUGUCGAUAGCGAAAGACUUCAUUCGUCAAGCGGUAUACCGAUGCAUGAUAUCGGCCCUGGCCCUCAAGAUGGCCACCGCAGGGCUUCGCUCUACACUUCACCUACCGAAUAUGCCAACCCACAGUCUGCGGGCAUCUACAAUCAGUCGUGGCAGCCAGGGACAACAGCGCCUGGCCCGGCCUCUAUCUACCCAUUUUCGUCGACGCCUACUCCGCCUAGCCAAUUCAACAAUCAUGCUGGCGUGCCACUCGCCCAAACUCCUUUCAUUGCAGCACAAUACGACGGCCUCUCGCGGGGAAACUUUGAACAGGGCGGUAUGUUCCCAUCCGGAACAACUGCAAACCAGGGCCAUGUACAAGGCUCUCAGGGUUUCCCCACGUACACACUAGGCCAUGAUGGACGGUCCAUGUCCAAUGCCGGCGUCAAGUCUGACACGCUGCCUCGGCUCCAAUAA